UGUGGUUGAAGGCUGAAAGAGUGUGUUUAUGCAUGAGCGUGUACUGGAAAGAGAGAGCGAGGCAGUGGGUGUGUGUGUGUCUGUGUGUGUGUGUGUGUGUGUAUGUGUCACACACACAAAAACAGACAUUCAUAACUUAGCAGAAGAGGAAGAGACACCAAAAAGCUGCUGACAAACACUUUAUAAUGAUCCUUUGUGUUGUGGAUGUAAAAGCUUCUGGAUUAUCAAAUCACUGGAUUGUAAAGCAGAGGACAGAUUCUGGAGAUCAUGGAACAUGAGAGUACUGCCUCACCACUGGCUAACCAAUCAGACCCCAGCAAUUCCUCCAUAGCCUCAAGAUCUUCGGAGUACAGUGAUGCAGAGCUCGUGUUGCUGGGUGUUGCAAUGGCCAUUCUGGUUCUGGCUAUAGUUUUUGGUAACGUGCUGGUGAUUACGGCCAUCCUGCGAUUCCAGCGGCUCCAGACAGUCACCAACCUCUUCAUCGCCUCGCUAGCCAUUGCUGACCUCAUCAUGGGUUUGGUUGUGGUCCCCUUUGGCUGUAGCCACAUCCUGCAGGGAGCCUGGCUGUUUGGAAACUUCAUGUGUGAAUUCUGGACAGCAACUGAUGUGCUCUGUGUGACGGCCAGCAUAGAAACCCUUUGUGUGAUUGCUCUGGACCGCUACCUCGCCAUCACCUCCCCACUCCGAUACCCAACGCUACUCACCAGGGGUCGGGCCUUUGCAGUGGUCCUUGGGGUUUGGGCAGUGGCCUCCCUCAUCUCCUUCUUGCCCAUCCAUCUGAAGGUGUGGGUGUCACGUGAUAAGGAAGCUGUCCGGUGCUUGGAAGACGAAUACUGCUGUGAUUUCAACACCAAUAUAGAGUAUGCUGUGUCUUCCUCAAUUGUGUCGUUCUACCUGCCGCUGGUGGUAAUGAUUUUCCUGUACACCCGGGUCUUCCAGGAGGCUCAGAAACAGCUGGAGAAGAUCAGAGGGAGGGAGAGGCACCUUUAUAACUUGCAUUACUCUGCACAGCUGACUUAUGAUGAUAGUCCUGCAAUGAACAGACUCAGGGCAGGAAUUGAGGUAGAAGAACAAGCAGGAGAGCACAGUCUAAAUAUGCAGAAAAUAGACGGUAUAGACACUGGUAAGGAGGGAAAGUUAGGAGAGAGCAGAGCAAAGACAAAAAAGGGGGAAGGAAAACAUUCUGCCACAAAGCGUCUUAAGUUCUGUCUUAAGGAGCACAAGGCUGUGAAAACUUUAGGGAUCAUCAUGGGAACCUUCACAUUGUGUUGGCUACCCUUCUUCAUCCUCAACAUCCUCAUGACCUUUCUCAACUUGGGUGACAUUAAGCUGCUCUUUAGACUCCUUAACUGGCUAGGAUACUCCAACUCAGCCUUCAACCCGCUCAUCUACUGCCGCAGCCCUGACUUCAGGCACGCCUUUCAGGAGAUACUCUGUCUGAGGGGCAAAGGGUGGAGCUGGAGAGGAAGGAGAGGAUGGGGAUGGUGCAGGGAGAGAGACUGUUACUCCAAGCCCCCAGGUAGGACAAAUGGGAACUCAGACCUGAAUGGUGUUAGGAGGCUGGACAGUCAGCAGAGGUUAGGGUGGAAGGGCAGUUUGGAGAGCUCUAUUCAUGACAGCUCACUAACUCUGGCUCCUCCAGCCGCCUGCUGUGAGCAGGUUUUAGAAGUAGCUCCUGGUUCCCAGUCCAACUGGCAGGAUAACAGUUCUGCUAAUGGGAAAUCUAAGGAAAAUCUGGCUUCUAUAGCUUGACCAAUUAGGAUAGUAGACUUUACAUUGUGUGUGCAUAGCCAUGCAGUAGAGAUCAGUUUGAUGAAGCUCUGAAUGUUUGUUUUUGGUUGAGAAUGACUCAAUGUUUUGGGGUUUGUAGCUUGUAGUAUUAAUAUUGCAUUAGGUGUGUUUCAGUCAAUGUUACUGAGGUUUUGCUGCUGCAGUUUUUCUAAUAACGAUUCAGUGAUGUAAAUCUUUGGCAGCUACACAAUUAAACCAUGCACAGCAAGUACGUGAAAAGCUUUUAAUAACUAAUGGCUGAAUAAUAUUAAUAAAUAUCAUGCAUGCUCAUGCAUUCCAAAACGCUACUUUCUUAAAAGCAGUCUGAUGGGAGAAUGAAAAAAUAGUGUAGAAAAGUGUAGAAAAAUCAGCAAUUGGCUGGAAGGUUGCUGGUUCAAAUUCCUUCACACUGUCUGGCUUCGAAGAGGCAAAUCAUGCCGCCCGUCUAUUUACAGCUGUAGUUAAAGGGCCAUGACGUAAAUAUAUUGUAACACCAACUGCCAAAUCACCAAUGGUAGUACAUUGGGGCUGUGGGACAUUGCAAAAUUGAGGCACACCCUACUGCCUUUUUUGUUGAAGCCUGUCACCAUAUCCUUACCUUUUAUUUUAAUAUAUAUACAUAUCAAAUGAACAGACGGAGGGCACUUGCUCUAGCUCUGAAUGAGGGCAAGAGGCUGUUCCCAAAUAGUAUGCUUUAAACCAGUGAGAACAGAAGAUAAACAAAUACAGAAACCGCUCAAUUGAAAUAACCAAAAACUGUUGAAACUUUGGCAGAAAAUAAUGUGUUCUUGUGGAGCCAAUCACUCAUAUAUAGAAGCUGAUGGGAAUAAUAGUUUUCAGGCUCCCACAUUAUUGAAGCCUCUGAACACAGUGGUUCCAUACAGUUAUUAUUUUAUGUAUAAACCCACAAAGUAGGAAGCACAAACAGGAAUUUAGCACCUCAUUUGCAGUGCAAAUAACGUUAUGCAAAACCGCACAUCAAGAAAAAACCUUUAUGAAGCAGAGAUGUGCAUUUUGUUUGCCCUGUGGCUAAAAGUCUUAUCUGAAACAGCGGGUCUCAUAAUAAUAAUACAAAUAAUAAUAAAGAAAAAAAGAAUCAGACCGCCUGUUUUUCAUUCCGUUAUGAUAAACCUUAUAGCUGGUCCAAAGUAAUUUACUGGUGUAUAUUUGUGUAGUUGAUAAACAUCUGAGACCCAAACUUGUGACUAUCAUAACUGCUCUUUCUCUCCCUGUGUUCGCUUUCUUUCAUCACGUAUUUGCUGGAACUGUUUUCCCUCCCUCUCGCUCCAAACAUCACCAUCUACCCACUCGUUCCUUUUAUCCUGUCUGCUUUUGCUCUGUUAUAAUAAAAACAUUGCAAUCUGUCAGACAAAGCUGGGGAGAUAAUUUUCAUGCAGUAGGAUCUGUUUCCAUGAAAUUGUCCGUUACGCGUACUGUAAAAACAUAGCAAUAUUAUUAUACAUAUCUUGAAUGCUCAGAAACUUGAUUAAAGGGAAAGUGUGUUUGGAUUAAUUCUCAUAUCAUUAUUUUCCAAAUUCAUAGUGAUAAUGAUAAAGGAGCCCACAUACAGUUUAUCUACAAAGACAACCUAGUAUCAGAUUACUCCAAGUGGACAAAUAUAUAAAAAAAAUAUGAAAAUAAUCUCCCCAGCCCUGCUUUUAUAUGUACAGAUAAUUAUUUAAUUUGUGUUAAUAACAAAAAGGUAUUAAGCGUAAAUAAGUGGCAACUGUUUACUGUAAAUAUGAUCUGCACAUGUGUGUGUGUUUGUCAGUCUGUAUGUAUGUGUUGUGUUCUUGUGAUUAUUUGUUCAUUUUAAAGCUUGAAACAUGCCAUUGGAUAUUUGAAUUUACUGUAAUGUGUAUGAGACUUGGACUAACUAAAAGUUGGAAAAUACUGUAGUUUUGUUUUUUAUUUCAAAUUCAGUAACUUAUCUGGUUCUCUAAAAAGAACUAAUUAUUUAAUGUGUGUUUUGUAUCAUGUUUGUUUAGUUUACGCAGCACUGAAACACAAGUCUACAAUCAGAAAGAGAUUGAUCAUGUUAUGUUAUAUAUGUGUGUCUGUCUUGGGAUACUGAGACAAAUCUGAAAGUAAAAGCCAAUUUUCAGAAGUGUAGCUUUACAUCAGAGGAGCAGAUUCUGUUUUCUACCUCCAUCAGACUCACAUGAAUGUCAUCUCACUUCUGUAAAUAUUUGUUCAUGGGCUGUUGUAUAUUUUUGUGAGUAAAAGAAUGAAGUUUGAAAUUGUAUUAUUUGAAUAUGUUGCUUCUCUCUCUCUCUGUGUGUGUGUGUGUGUGUGUGUGUGUGUGUGUGAUCAAAAGAGACAGGCUGUCAGAAAAAGAGAUAAGAAAAAGAGGAAGAUAUGCUUAAUAAUAGCAGACAAAUAAGGUUAAAAUAAGCUUAAUAUUAUCUUGUGAUACUCGUCACAGCUUGCUUUCUAACAAACAACCUGGGGGAAUUUAGGGGUUAUUUGUAGAAGCAUUUAGGUGCCUAAAAUUAUACUCUUUACUGGUUAAUAACCAGUAAAUCCAAGUGUUUUUGAUACCACUAUAGAAGUCCUUCUUGUGGAAGAAAGCCUGCAGACACAGUUUAUUAGAAUGGAGCUAAUCUAAUAUUUCCUUUAUAGAGUUUAUAGAGUUUAUUGAUGGUGAGCUUGUGUUGCUCCCUGAACUGAAGCCGGUCCAACAGUGCCAGCUACAGCAUUGCAAAGUUUUCAUCUUAGCACUGGCACUGACUGCCAAUCCAUAAUGGAAAUAGUCAUUUGUAGCCAGUUGGGCUAAAAAAAUUAGCCUGACAAAUGAACUUCGUGCUGUUGACCAAGCAACGUAUUAAUCAAAAAAAAUCUAAUUACAAAGACAGCUGUAGUUUCUCAUAAGGAUAUAUAAGAAAUGCCCAUAACUCUGGCAAUAUUGCCAAACUUUGUCUCAAAAGGCUCUUUGUCGACAAAUAAAAUGAGAUCAGGAAAUGUGAUUCUCCUCGCACUCCAACUUUAACCUUUUUAACUAAGCCGAUGGGACAGAGGCUUUUUGUGCUUAUUCAGUCAUCCAAGUUAGUCACGAAGACUCGGCUUGCCUGUUUGCAUUAAAGUUAAAGUGUACGUGUGUGUGUGUGUGUGUGUGUGUAUGUGCGUGUGUGUAUGUGAGGCAUGACGUACAGUGACAGGUGCAAGUGGUCAUAGCAGCUACAGUAUCAGCUGCUGCAGAGGAAAUACAAUCAGCUAUACUGCCUCAAUACGCACACACAGCUUUACAGUUCAACAUGAAAACACACUGUAUACGUGUGUGUGUGUGUGUGUGUGUCUGUGUAUGUUCGUGCGUGCGUGUGUGUGUUUGACCUGUUUCCAUGGAACAAGUUUCCAAUUUAGGUAUGUUAAGGUUAAUGUACUUAACAUGCAUGACUUGUGUUGUUUGUCCUGUCUAGCUGUAUCUAUUAAUGUCUUGGUUACUGUAUUUCUGUUUUGUUUUGUUUUUUGU
Molecule: messenger RNA, 5239 nt
Organism: Morone saxatilis (striped sea-bass)
Lineage: Eukaryota; Metazoa; Chordata; Actinopteri; Moronidae
Product: beta-2 adrenergic receptor-like
Exons: 4
Coding region: 268-1752 (494 amino acids)
Biological process (GO): adenylate cyclase-activating adrenergic receptor signaling pathway; norepinephrine-epinephrine-mediated vasodilation involved in regulation of systemic arterial blood pressure; negative regulation of smooth muscle contraction
Cellular component (GO): membrane
Molecular function (GO): beta2-adrenergic receptor activity; norepinephrine binding
Source: RefSeq, a predicted model, not a curated record